AUGUUUAACACUUCUUCUGGUUAAAGAAUUAGAUAUGUUAAAGAAGCAUCAGGAGCAAAGUCAACUACAUAAAGUUUUAAAUAUAAAUCUAAAGAGUGUGAUUUAUCAGCAAAUGAUAGCACAUCAUCAGCACAUCUUAAACCUUUAAUUCAAGUGUACGAUCUAAUUAAUAGUAAUUAGCAAAUAAUCUUAUAAUUAACAUUUUGCAACAGCCUUACCUUUGCGUAAAUUAGCUAGUCCAUAAAAGUAAGCCCCAGUAGAUGGAAGAAUUGUUGAGAGAACAUACUCAUCAGUUAGAACAAGUAAUUAUGUAAAGCGUUCAUCUGUUGCUCCAGAAAAAAGAGUAGAAAAUAAAAGUGUUAUUUAUGAGAAAAGAUCAAUAAAAAUGCCUAUAUGUCCUCCACCAUCUACAAAUGUUAUUGAAGAGAAGCUUGAAGAUGAUUAAAUAUAAGGUCAAGGUAGUGAGAUGCAAAGUCAAAAAAGAAGGAAGAGCAUUACAUUUUUUGAAUUAACAGCUAAUACUAAUUAAUAACAAGAUAAUGAGGAAAUUGUAGAGAUGAUGUCGAAAUAUUCAGAAAAAGAAUUAGUAAACUUAAAUUUAAAUUUAGAAAUAAGUAUAAAAUAUAAGAGUAAUUAUUAAUGGAUAAUUUGAUGAAAGAGAAAUUCAUGUAGACAUUAGUUCAAUUCCUUAUGAAUGGAAAUUAGAAUAAAUUGCUUAAUAAUUAAAUGAAAUCUAUAAAUAGUAAUUUAAUUAGAGUCUUCGCAAUCCUGCUAUUUCAGUACUCAUAGGAAAGAUCUAGACAAAAAAGUUAAGUAAAGAUAUGAAAAAAUAUGAACUUGUUUUAAUGUCUUUAAAAGGAUAACUUAAAGAAUCUUUGAUAGUGUUAGAAGAUAGUUAUUGA
This is a messenger RNA of Paramecium primaurelia, 902 nucleotides long. NCBI's taxonomy places the organism in Eukaryota, Ciliophora, Oligohymenophorea, Peniculida, Parameciidae. The record is from the annotation of a GenBank genome assembly.